This is a messenger RNA of Sphaeramia orbicularis (orbiculate cardinalfish), 2752 nucleotides long. RefSeq names its product 6-phosphofructo-2-kinase/fructose-2,6-bisphosphatase. Bases 460 to 1863 code for a protein of 467 amino acids. Lineage: Eukaryota; Metazoa; Chordata; Actinopteri; Kurtiformes; Apogonidae. Gene Ontology annotation, molecular function: 6-phosphofructo-2-kinase activity; fructose-2,6-bisphosphate 2-phosphatase activity; ATP binding. Gene Ontology annotation, cellular component: 6-phosphofructo-2-kinase/fructose-2,6-biphosphatase complex; cytosol. Gene Ontology annotation, biological process: fructose metabolic process; fructose 2,6-bisphosphate metabolic process. The transcript is spliced from 14 exons. The record is from RefSeq and is a predicted model, not a curated record.
AUCGUCGCUCCUGCAGGAAGCUGUGAGGACAGACGGGGCCAUAGGGGGGAGGCGUGGCGGACAAUGGGAGCAUAUUUGUGCAGAAACACCACGUAGGCUUGUGUUUACUGUCAUGCAGGGAAGAAGGAAGACGUGGUACUGGGUAGCGAGGAGUUAAAACCAGAAGGGCUGCUUUCCCUGUCGCAGUAGGUGUGUAUAACCGGCCAGUGGACGGAAUACUAAACCGGAGGGAAUCAAGAGGACCAACAUUCAAGCUGUUUGGCAAAGCUGCAGCUCAGACCAGCACCGACCGACCGGACGAGCCGUUCAUCCAAACGCACCGCAGCAACAGAACCAGCAGCAGCAGCAGCAAGGCAUCAUCUGUGUGUGCUCCAUACAUGCACACACACACACACACACACACACACCUUCCCCCCAUUAACAGACACAUAUACAUUCCGCUAAGAAUAGAUUUGGAGGAUGAACGGCGCGGAGAUUACGCAAGACGUGCCCGAGCCGCAGGGGGGCGCGGGGAGGACGCUCCGGUUUCAGCGGCCGCACGCAUCGGUGCCACAGUUCACCAACUCCCCAACUAUGAUAGUGAUGGUGGGACUCCCAGCAAGAGGAAAAACCUACAUCUCUAAGAAGCUCACCAGAUACUUGAACUGGAUCGGCGUUACAACAAAAGUGUUUAACGUUGGGCAGUACAGGAGAAACGCCACUCAAUCCUACAACAGCUUUGAGUUCUUCAGACCCGACAACACAGAGGCCAUGAAGAUUCGCAAGGCGUGUGCGUUGGCUGCUCUGAAAGAUGUGUGUGACUACUUCACCAUAGGCCUGGGUCAGGUUGUGGUUUUUGAUGCCACAAACACCACCCCAGAUCGCAGAGAGCUCCUUCUCAGCUUUGCCAAAGAAAAUGGUUACAAGGUUUUCUUUGUGGAGUCGAUAUGUGACGACCCUGAAAUCAUUGAAGAGAACAUUAAACAAGUGAAGUUGAGCAGUCCUGACUAUGUGGGCUGUGACAAAGACGAAGCUGUGGCCGACUUUCUGAAGAGGAUUGAAUGUUACAAACUGACCUAUGUCCCUCUGGAUGACAUCAAGGACAGGAACUUAUCUUAUAUCAAGAUCUUCAAUGUGGGCAGUAGGUACCUAGUGAACAGAGUGCAGGACCACAUCCAGAGCAGAAUAGUCUACUACCUCAUGAACAUCCAUGUCACGCCGAGAUCCAUCUACCUGAGCCGCCACGGAGAGAGUGAACUCAACCUCGUGGGUCGGAUCGGAGGAGAUUCUGGACUCUCACAACGCGGGGCAAACUUUGCCAAUGCUCUUGGUACGUACAUGCGUGGUCAGUGUAUCCGAGACUUAAAGGUGUGGACCAGCCACAUGAAGAGGACCAUCCAGACCGCAGAGGCUCUGGGGGUCCAGUAUGAACAGUGGAAGGCCCUUAAUGAAAUAGAUGCUGGAGUAUGUGAGGAGAUGACCUAUGAAGAGAUCCAGGAGAAUUACCCAGAAGAAUUUGCACUGAGGGACCAAGACAAGUAUCGCUACCGUUACCCAAAAGGAGAGUCGUAUGAAGACCUCGUCCAGCGUCUGGAGCCAGUCAUCAUGGAGCUGGAAAGGCAGGAGAACGUCUUAGUCAUCUGUCACCAGGCUGUUAUGAGAUGUCUGCUCGCUUACUUCUUAGACAAGAGUGCAGAUGAGCUGCCGUACCUGAAGUGUCCUCUCCACACCGUUCUAAAGCUCACACCAGUCGCCUACGGGUGUAAAGUAGAGUCUGUCUUCCUCAACGUUGAAGCUGUCAACACACACAGGGACAAACCAGUGAACGUGGAUGUUGACAGAGACACGGCAGACGCCUUGGAGACUGUGCCCGAUCACAUUUAGAGGAGUUUCAUUUCAAUCUGCCCUGAUGUAAAGUGGCCUUUUCUCCAUUGAAAUAAUCAUACUGAUCAUUUUUAUUGUGGUCACUUUUAGGAAAUAGGAAACUUUGUGAUGGAGGAACUUGAGACAUGGCAGCCUAUUUCCAUUGUAAAUGCACUUUAUAAUGCGGGGCUCAGGCCAAACGUCUGUGAUAUGAAGUUUCCUUUACUGUGAAAAAUGAACUACUGAUGAAUAAGUGACCAGUAUCACUGUUCAGAUACUCUUUAGUGUAGUCCCUCGUCUUCCCGUCAUUUCAUUCGUCUAAUCACUGUCUGUGUUCAUUCUUUUUGUCACCGUUACCUUUAAUUAGGACUAAGUGAUACAAAUUUUUUUUUGUGCUGUGGAUAAUUUACAAGUAAUUUCCUUGUAUCGUAUAUGUGUAAUGCCAACAACAAAACACCACUCGCACGAAAGUAGAUGUGCAUUAGUUGUUAGAAAAUUAUUUAAAUAAAAAAAAAAAAAAGCACCACUUGUAGGUAGAAAUAGGAGGAACAUUCACGAUUAAUACAGCUUUGGAAAUAAUUAUUAGACCACAUAAGUUCAUCCUCAAGUAGUUUAAUACAACAGACAUGAUAAAAUGUGAAAAUUGCAAAUAUAUUUUAUAAAUUAUGUAUAAAAUCCUCAAAUAUUGAAAUUUUUAAAGUGUGAAUUUUACACUGGAUGACUCACCUUCAUAAUGUGGAUCAGCCACAGAUAUAAAGUUAAGACAGUCCAAAGUCAUUUAGAAAUCAAACAAAAGGAAACAAUUGCAUGAUGAGAAGAUGAAUGUUUUAGUUUUUUAUGAAGAGGACAAUUUGAGUUGCUGCAUUACAACACCCUGAAGAAAAUUUGGCCCGAUUCCACCAAGAUCCAG